This is a messenger RNA of Mycena citricolor, 1654 nucleotides long. The record is from the annotation of a GenBank genome assembly. Lineage: Eukaryota; Fungi; Basidiomycota; Agaricomycetes; Agaricales; Mycenaceae.
ACAUUCUGCAUACCCGUUUUCUGGCGACGCGUCGGGAAUCGACCGCGACUUUUUGAUCGGCCGUCUCGCAAAAUACGAGGAGAAAUCGCGUCUGUCUGGAAGACGAAAUGCAGUCGCUGGGGCAUCCUGAUACGACAGGGGAAUCGACACCAAGGGGAGCAUUUCACCGCUCAUUGGUACCGGACACGACCUCGCCCUCUCAUCUACCUUAUCCUGGUUUUGGUGGACUAGGUGCCGUGCGACCGCUAUCCUCUGCAGCGGGCAAUCUGAAUGCGGCGGAAGCAGUCCUACAUGGGGCUGCUGUGAGAGAUCCGGAGUACUAUCAAGCGCUUACCAGGGCAUCGUUGACACUCCAGCCCAUCUGGAGGACCCCCAAGCGUCGCACAAGUGCAGACGCUAGCCGCCGCGUUGAUGGUGAUAUUCGAGGGCCUGUGUGCCCUCCACCACACCAUCGAAAGCGCCUGGGACAUCUUUCAGCUGUCUGGAAAACUGAUUGCCCUGCGUCUGUGGAAUGCAUCGUGUUUGGUCUCGGCUAUUCUGAUGCUCCUCUGCCCGUCACUGUCACAGAUUGGGUCCCAAAGCACGCGAAGUCCAGAAACGGCGCGUUCUCUUCAGAGAGCUGCUAAUCACCAAUUGCUAGCAGGCCAUUGCGACGGGGUCGGCUACCGACAUGUUCGCUGCCCUUCGUUCGCUGCAUGUUCGUGUGGGACGUCGAGCAGUCAGAGGUCGAGGAUGGUACCCCUCAAUCUCCAUGCACGUCACUCGAGAUUAGAUUCCAUUCAUGAGUAUAUAGGUGGAUGUCGACAAUACAUCGACAUUUCGCGUUUCCCUAGGCUCACCAAUUCUGCUUCGUACCUGCCAUCCCAAACCACUCGAAGGAUUCUAUCGCGUGCCCUUAUGUGCCAGCUCAAACCCUCACAGAUCAUGUUGUCUUCUGUGAAGAUGCCUCAACUGCGUAGUGGAGGAGUUUGUGCCGAUCAUCUAGCGGCUAAACAAACGGGCACUGUAUCUGUUUAAAGAAUCGUGCAACUGGAUGUCUAACAACACCUUCGCGCCGUCCCAGCCUGGGCAGGACGAGCCGUUUAUCUUUCGGCGGGAAGACGCACACAGUGACAACCAAAUCCGAGCCGGCCAAAACAUCAUCCUCCUGGCGCGAACUCGACACGCUCGAGUUUCUCGUCCCGUCGCCGAACUCGCACAGCGCAACGCACAUGCCGCGCCCGAACCUCGCGACGCUAUCCUUCAGCCAGGCCCAGUUCUAGGAGGAACACUGGGCAAUGCUGUGCAACCUCGUCGGGAUGAUCACUGACAAAGCCGAGGCUCGAGCAGACGCGUUGAUCUCGUGUCUCGAUUGACGCCUCCACGGACACAGGACACGUCCUGUCCAGCACACACCCGCACACGCCAUUACAUACACACAGCCAACUGCAGCCACAGCCGCAGCAAUGACAUCACCGGAAGAGCUUUCAUCAAGACUACCGGCUACCUGAAGCAUUCUGGCUCGCAAUGGCACCGUCGAGGACGCGAUGCGUGAUCCAAGGCUGCAAGAGCAUCGGCAGAUGUAUAUGUUGCGGGUUGAUUUGCCGAGCGUGAUGCCCCGCGAAGAAUUCUUACUGCUUUAUCGUUUGCUUAAAUCGCAUCUAUGUCAUUUCAG